AACGAAGCAAAAGUACAAUUUUAACUACUUAUAAUGAACUAAUAUUACAUGUAAAAACAUAUGAACAGUCAAAUAAAACAUCUAAAUUACUCUUAUUGAAACCACCUUUAUUUAAAUUACUUUUACGUGAAAUACCUUUACUUGAAUUAUUUUUGCUUGAGCUACAAAUUAGAGUAUCAAAAGAAAUUACUAUCUUUGAACAAUCCGAACAAUUUAAACAAUCUGGACAAUCCAAAAAAUCUAAACAAUCUAAACAAUUUGAACACUCUUCCUCUUUAGUUAAAAUCCCAAGAAUUGAUAUGAAGUUUAAUUCAUAA
Molecule: messenger RNA, 317 nt
Organism: Dentiscutata erythropus
Lineage: Eukaryota; Fungi; Glomeromycota; Glomeromycetes; Diversisporales; Gigasporaceae
Source: the annotation of a GenBank genome assembly